Messenger RNA from Prorocentrum cordatum, 1419 nucleotides. The record is from the annotation of a GenBank genome assembly. NCBI's taxonomy places the organism in Eukaryota, Dinophyceae, Prorocentrales, Prorocentraceae.
AUGACGGGCACCGAUUGCGGCCACGCAGCCGCCGUGGAGGAGGGCAUGGCCGAGCCGCUGUUCCCCGUCGCGGCCAGCGUGGAGGAGGCGGAGCACGGGGGCCUGCCGGCGGCCGCCGCCGCCGCCCGCGCCGCCCGCGCCGCCCGGCCGGGGGCGUCUCGCGGAGGCCGCGUGCUCGGCCUCGCCGCCGCCCUGUGCGCCGCGUGCGCGGUCGCCUUGCUGGCCAGGGCGCAGGCGCGGCCGCGGCACGCGGCAGGUGCGGCCGCGGGCGAGGCGACGGGGCUGUUCCUGUUCGGCGCGCUCGCCAGCGCGGCGGAGGCCAUGCUCACUGGCGCAAAGGCGGCGAAGGCGGUCAGCGGGGGCAUCAGCGACUUCAACGGCAUCAUGAACAACGAGAACUUGAGUGAGGAGAUCUCCAAGCUGGAGCAGAGGUUCAAGCUCGGCUACAACAAGACAACUGUGAACGACCCGCACUGGAGGAAGUUCUUACCGAACGCAACAGAAAAUCUAAGCCAAGAGAAACUGAGGGAGAUGUUGUUCCCUCAUGUUCACCGCCAUGAUGGCAAUCUCUGCUACGACGACGAGGAGGAGCACGCGGGGCUGUGCUAUCCACAGUGCUCUCUCCUCACCUUCGGCACGCACCCUUAUCGAACCAGCGCGUUCUCAUGCUGCAGCAGGGCCCCAUGCCAGUGGGAUCAGACGGCAUUCCGCUCCAGCAUCUGCGGUGGCUUCGACGUGAGCGGCGACAGCGCGAAUGGCAUCUGCCCGCACCUCCCAGGUGCGUGCUUGGCGAAUGAGGAACUUCUUAAUGGAUUAUGCUACAAGAAAUGCUCUAUCCUGACCGAGGGGGAGUACAUGUUCCGCACUGGCCCACUCACGUGCUGCAAGUUUCGCUCGCAGCUUGCCUGCACCGCUGGUGCGAAAGGGCCCGGUGGCAGCUACGACAUCUCGAGCCCACGGUUCGCCACCGGGGGCGGGUUGUGCACUAGCGAGAUGCCGUGCAUGAUACACCCGCCCAGCCGCGCAAUGGCAGAGAACGCGGUGUGGGAGCCAUGGGACAACUUCACCGACGAGCUGGAUAACCUCACCGACGAGCUUGAGGGCAGCACGACGGAAGAAGAGGCGGCCUCGAGGCUGUUGGAUGGCAGCACUGCGAUCGGCGAGGCGGAGGCGGAGGUGGCCCCCACGGGCAGCGCCCCCGCAAGUGCGACCGACAACGCUGCGGCGGCCAUCGCAGCAGAGGAGGAGGCGAUCGCGGCCGUGGAGGAGGCCGUGAAGGCCGCCAAGGAGGCGGCGGCCGCCGCCAAGGCUCAGGCGGCGCGGUCGGCCGCGCAGCCGGGGAGCGGCCGCGGAGGCACCGAAUCGGAAGGCGCAGCUUCCACGGAGGCUCCGAGCGUCGAGGCGGCGGCGAUGAAGUGA